Molecule: messenger RNA, 1971 nt
Organism: Prorocentrum cordatum
Lineage: Eukaryota; Dinophyceae; Prorocentrales; Prorocentraceae
Source: the annotation of a GenBank genome assembly
AUGUCUCUCUUCUCGAGCAGCUUGAAAUUAUUUGGGGCCCAGGCCUACAGUUGCAUCGAGAGCGUGGAGAUCCCUAGGAAGAUUGUCAUCAAGAACGUCCGGCUCGGGAUAUUCUUGCGUUUCAGCCUUCUGGGUCAUUGGGAUGACACGCUGGAAGCAGAUUACGAUGCAGAGGACAGCGCGGACUGGGAAAGUUCGCUCUGUACCAAGACAGAGACGUACGAUUACGCGUUUUCGGACUACUGGCGGUACGAGGACUACUCCUCCGGCAACUGCUCGGACGUGCCGCGGGCUUGCGCGGGCGGCUGGACGACGAAGGCGGGCUUGUGCGAGUGCCGCGCGACGAGCAACCACUUCGUGACGGGCGUCGAGGCUACGAAGAUAAAGUUCAUCCACGGCUACGCCGUCGGGGCCUCGAACGAGGAGUUGGCAAACUACAGGGGCAGCUCCCAGCAGUCCGAUAGGGUCUGCGACGGCGACGGCUCGGGCAGCAGCCGCUGCGAGGCGUGGAGCUCCCGCGGCGGGACGAGGGAGCUGAGGACGGUAUUUGUUCUAAGGACGGCAGGUGGGGAAGAGAAGCUGCUGAGUAUCACAGAUGCCCCUGCAGACGUCUCGUUCUCUCUGCGAGAAGUUCUGACGGCCGCAGGUCUCUCGCUGGAUGGCGGCCUGCAUACCAGGGAGAAUUUGCUGCAUUGCGACGUGGACGGUCAUGAGGAGCCAUGCAGAGGAGACGUUCAUAAAUUGCCGCGGAUCAGGCAGGCUGGCCUAGAGGUGGACAUCCGCCUUUAUUACUCUAACCGGUACCACUUUCCAGACUUACCGUGCGAUGAUUGUUUGGACGGUCAUGUGGGGCCAGUCUGUAAAGCCACGAUUCGGGUGACUCCGGCAUGGCAAAGUCAUCCGCAGUCCGAUUGCGGUCUGGGUGAUAUCGCUGGCUCCACCGAGUGCCUGUCUUAUUAUUCCUACGGCAUCCACAUAAUGUUCAACAGCUCUGGUGAGUUUGGGUACAUCGAUCCCGUGUACGUCCUCAUAACAUGUGCAGCUGCCCUUGUCUAUCUCGCCGUCCCGCUGGUUAUCGAAGACUGGUUCGUUUUGAACAUGUUGGGUAUGCAAUCGACAAUGUACCGAAAGGCAAGCAGGGACGCCGUCUCUUUGGAGGGGCAGCUGUCGGACCUGCUCUACCGGAUGGUGGCGUCUCGUGACGUCUUCCAGGCGGCCAUGGACGCAACGGACGAACACAUGUCGGGCGAGGCUCUGGCCCACCUGAUCAAGCAGCGCGCCCUUCUGGGCCAGAGCGAUGGCGACGACCAGAUCGGUGAGAAGGAGCAGCGACUCCUGGCCGACCUCCUCCUGGCCGCCGCCGGCUCGGGCGAGGGGGGCGACCGGGGGGGCUGCGUCACCUUGCGCGAGUUCCUGCGGGCCGAGGGUGGCGAGUACCUCUUGAGCAUCCACGACGCGCUGAAGCUCGGCAGCGCGGACCGGCGCAAGCCCUUCCUGGAGAAGCUGUUCACCCCCGCCCAUUGGGAGCAGGUGGCCAGGGCUGCGCUCGUGCGCUCGAGCACGUACGAGGCUCGCGACACCGAGGGCACCAGCACGGGCAGCGGGCAGCGGCGCGCGGCCGGGAGCGACGGCGCCAACCACGGCGGCGUGCGCAACGGCAGCAGCCCGUCGGGCAGCUGCGGCGGCGAGCGGCCGAGCGGCGGCGCCGCGGGGGUGCGGCGCGGCAGCUGCCUGUCGGAAGGGGGGGCUCGCGGAUAUGGGAGGCAGCAGCUCGACGCCCAGCCCCCGCACGGGAGCUCGCCCUCGAGCCCCGACAUGUCGGUCCACGACUCCGGCACGUCUCGGUCUCCGAUGCCGUGGUCUUGGGCGGCUCGGCCCUCGUCCGCGUCCAGGCAGGCCGAGGCCGGGCCAGGCCUGGCGCAGAGCAGAGAAUAUGGUCGGUCCGAUCGUUCGGUGCUGUCGACGGAGUGA